This is a messenger RNA of Magnolia sinica, 950 nucleotides long. Its product is annotated as ethylene-responsive transcription factor ERF008-like. The record is from RefSeq and is a predicted model, not a curated record. Lineage: Eukaryota; Viridiplantae; Streptophyta; Magnoliopsida; Magnoliales; Magnoliaceae. The coding region runs from base 161 to 619 and encodes 152 amino acids. Gene Ontology annotation, molecular function: DNA-binding transcription factor activity; DNA binding. Gene Ontology annotation, biological process: regulation of DNA-templated transcription. The transcript has a single exon.
CGUCCAUCUGUUUUUCCUGAUGCAGCAAUACAGACAGUAGAUACACGGGAGACUCUCCCAUGUACAAAUACGCGUGAUACAUUUAUAAGAAGGAUACAGACGAUCGAUGAGAAGCAAAGAGGAGAGAGAAUAGGAAAGUAAACCAGCUGUGAAGGUGAGGAUGGAAGGGGACUGUUCCUCAAGCUCGGAAUCGCAGCAAGGAGAUAGAAACAGAGGCGGAGGGAAGGGAUCGCAGGGAGGGAAGCCGUACAGGGGCAUCAGGAUGAGGAAAUGGGGUAAAUGGGUGGCUGAGAUUAGAGAACCUAACAAGAGAACAAGGAUCUGGUUGGGUUCGUAUUCCACACCAGUGGCCGCGGCCAGGGCCUACGAUACGGCGGUUUUCUACCUCAGGGGGCCAUCUGCUCGGCUCAAUUUCCCGGAAUUCGCCUGCAAGGAUGAUCUGCUCCAUGACUUGUCAGCAGCUUCGAUAAGGAAGAGAGCAACGGAGGUAGGUGCUCGGGUCGAUGCCGUUGAGAGAGGCCUACACACUGCUGCGAGAUUCUCUUCUUGCCGGGCUUCCAAGAAUCCCGAUCUCAACGAGACACCCAAACCUGAAAGCUCAGAUGAGUACUACUACUGAGUAUUUCCGUCUCUCUCUCUGGGGAGUUGGUUCGAAUUGGGAAGGAUACAGUGCUUCCGCUGGGUUUUCGUCCGCGUUGCUAACGUGCGCUGGGGGAGGUGCGAUGAUCUCGUGCGUGAGUUCAGUUGUGGGAUGACGCGAGCAGAUGGUUGGAAUCAAUUCGGAUGGUGUUUUCUGCUGAGAUCUAAUGCGCAAAUUCGAUUUCAACGUCUUCCCGUUCUUAGCUGUUCUCUCUCUUUUAUCUUUUAUUUUCUUUUGUAGGUUUUUUUUAUUUAUUUAAAAUGAUAGAAAAUGAGAAGGGAAAUUAGAAAUACAAAUCUUUCUUUUUACA